AUGCUUCCAAGGAUAAAAUGCAGGUUUGAGAAGGCAGAAAAUUCAAACUCCGAGGAAAAUAUUGAUAACCAUCAAGAUGAAGAAUUAACGGAACACGGAAAUAUAUCGAUGAAAAAAAUAAGGAGUGUGUUAUAUGAUGAAGCAAUGAAUUAUAGUGAAACAAAUACAUAUUAUAAAAGUUCAAAUAUUCAUAAUUAUAAUAAUAUAAAUGAAUAUAUUAAUUAUAUAAAAAAAUCGAACUAUACAAGAAGUUAUGAGCAAGAAAAUAUUUAUAAUGAAGCAUUACUUUUAUAUAACAAUCGAAAUGCCUAUAUAAGAAAUGCAUAUAGAAAUGAUGAAUAUUUAGAUAUUAAAAGAAAUUUAAAAAAAGGAGAAUAUUUUGGAGAUAAUGAUGAAGAUUAUUUAUUUGAAGAAACAAAUGAUGACAACCAAAUAAAUGAAUACACAGAUGGACAUGAGUAUGAAAAUGAUAAAAAUAAUUUUAAAAAAAAAAGAAUUGAAUAUGAACAUUUGUAUAAAGAACGUAAAAAAGAACGUGUUAUGAAAUUUUCUGAAAAAUAUGGAGAAUUAUUUUAUGAAGAAAAAGAUAAAAUAAUAUAUGAAAAUGCUGAUUCAAAUGAUAAACAUAAUAUUCGUAUGGGUGGACAUAUUCAAAAAAAUAAUCAAAAUCAAGGAUGUUCUACUAAUAUAUUAAAUGAUUUACUUGAGCUACAUAGUAUGGAAGAUACAGGUAGUUUUAGUGAUGAAAAAGAAACAAAUUUUUUAGAAACAUUAGUUAAGUUGAGAUAUACACCUGAACAAAUAUCUCAAUUAAGUGAUUUAUUUGAAAACCCUAGAACAUUAAAAAAUGUAAAUAUAAGUUUAUUAAAAUGGCUAUAUAUCCAAUUAGAUAGAGGUUAUUGGCUUGAACGAAUUUCACUAUUUUUAUUAGGAUUAGCAAUAUCUAUAGGAGUUGGAAAUAUUGAAACAAUAUGGUUAUUAAUGACAACAUGGCAUGGUGUUGUAUUUUUAUUACCUUAUACAUUAUGCUAUAUAUUUGUAUGUCAUCCAAUUUUAAUGUUUGAAUUAUAUAGUGGACAAUUAGUUAGGAGUUCAUCACCUUUUAUAUUUUACAAAUUAUUAAAGCCAUGUGCAUCUAUUGGAUUUGUAGCUUUAUUUUUAUGCUUAUUAAGUAGUUGUAUUCAUACAUAUAGGACAGCAGCAGAAUAUUUUAUAUAUUUGAUAAACUCAUUUAAACAUGAUUUGCCUUGGAAAUUAACUCAGAAUGAAGUUGAUUUUUGUACAAAAAUUAAAAAUGAUCCACUUACCUGUUUAAAAUAUAGACCAUUAUGUCUAUUUUCAAAAUCUAUUUCUUCUUGUGUACCUAAUAAUAUAGGAAAAGCUUUUUUAAUUUAUCAUGAUAAAUUUUUUCCACCUAAUAGCAAAUAUACAUAUUUAUUAAAUUUAAAUAAAAAAAAAAAUUCCAUUAAUAUUUUUUCAAAUUCAGAUUCCUAUAUCGAUAAAGAUACUUUUCUAUUUUUAUUAUUUUGCAAUUUGUUAACUACAUUUUUCCAAUUACUUGGUAUGACCAAUUUUGCCUUUUCAGUUGCCCUUGCCCUUUUACUUUUGGGUUUUUUAUCCAUCACAAAAUUUAUAGCUCUUUUCAAUUUAAAUAGUGUCAUGGAGGCCUACGUCUACAUUCUAAAAAUGUGGAAAUUCUCGUAUCUUUAUACUUAUUCCUCUAUAUGGUCUCAAUGCAUGAUGUAUGCCCUUUAUGAGAUGUCAAUUGGAAUGGGUAUUUAUUCUUCGCUCGCUACAAAAACUAGAAUUGGAUCGAAUUUGGCUGUCGAUGGGAAAGCUAUUGUCGUUGGAAAUUCUGUCAUCUCUGUCCUUGUAUUUUUUUCAGCAGUGGCAAUUAUUGGAUUCACAUCCAAAAUAAUGAACUCCACUUUUGUUGAGAUUCUUGAAUUUUCGAGAAAACAUUGUUCAUUUAUUCUUUUCCCUGUUGGCUUUUCGAAUCUUCAAAGGACAGAGAAAACAUUAUGUAUGUUAUACUAUGGAUCAUAUACAAUACUAUCAUGUGCUACACUUGCCAUUCAACGAGAAGUUUUUAUUAUAUCUAUAAAAGAUUUCAAAUUCAGCAAAAAUUAUAGCAAAAAAACAUUUGUUUUGAUGUUUGCAUUAUUAUUUUUUGUUUUUUCAUUUUUUAUAUCUACAAAAAAUUCAAAAGAUAUUAUUUGGUUUUUAUCAUUUACAAUUUCGGAUAAUGGAAGAAUUCUAGUUGCACUUUUGAUGUGCAUUGUUUUAGGAUGGCUAUAUAAUAUUGAACAUCAAUAUAAGCAUCUAACUUCGAAAAGCGUGUUGACAUUCAAUAUUACUUACUGGAUUUUGAAUAUUUUUUUCAGUAUUUUAUUUAACUAUUUACCUUACCAUGCAUAUGUAUUAUAUAUUGUCCGACUUAUAAUUUUCCUGUUUAGUACAUGUAUUUCUAUUACUGUUUUAAAAUCUCAAAUAAAUGAGAUGAGGGGUCAACAAAGGUACAUAUACAACAGUCUAACUUAUAAGGAGAUACUGUACAUACUGUAUAUAGGAAAUAUUGAGUGCUUAAGAAAAGAAAUUCAAAGAAUAAUAAGUGGAAAUGCAAUAAUAGGAAAUAUAUCUAUGAUGUGGUCUAUCUGUAUAAAAUAUAUUGGAACAUCUAUUUUAUUAUCAGCUUUCAUUGAAUUUGUUGAUGGCGUUUUUUAUAGUAAAGAAUUAAGAAUGAAAAUACAUGAUAUUCAUUAUGGAUGGAUUAUUUUUGCCAUUUCAGUUUGGAUAUUUAUUUUCCUUCUUAUAUUUUUAUUCCCUAUGUUUACAAAGACAUUUGAAAAUAUGUUUCUUAACAAAAACUAUUCUGUUGAUUUCAGUUUAUUGCCUUCAAAACCCCUAACCAAAAUACAUCCUUUCAAUUUUCUUUCAUAUUUUUAUGAAUUUGGAAAUUCAAGCAAAAAAGAAAAGAAUAAAAAAAAACGACAUAUGAUAUAUUGUACAUAA
Messenger RNA from Plasmodium vinckei vinckei, 3012 nucleotides. RefSeq names its product transporter, putative. The transcript has 8 exons. NCBI's taxonomy places the organism in Eukaryota, Apicomplexa, Aconoidasida, Haemosporida, Plasmodiidae. Gene Ontology annotation, cellular component: membrane. Gene Ontology annotation, biological process: sodium ion transmembrane transport. The record is from RefSeq and is a predicted model, not a curated record. Bases 1 to 3012 code for a protein of 1003 amino acids.